AUGGUCAACUUCUGUGUCCACGAACUCAUCUAUGGCCUUAUUAUCAUGACAGGCUCUAUGAACUUCGGCUAUACAGUCGGAUUCCCAUCUCCUUUGGUUCCGUUCUUCAAAGAUUCAUGGGAAAUCUCAACACUGGGAACAACAUGGUUCAAUGCUAUUCUUCCUCUUUUCGCUAUCGUUGGUCCAUUCAUUACAACUUGGCUUCUUACAUUCCUUCCAAGAAGAUUAGUUUUCUGCAUCCUUCAAAUUGCAUCUGCAGUACUUUACUUAAUCAUGCUUGCAUCAUCUAAGAAAGCAUUUGCAGUUAUGAUUGUCAUGAGAGCUCUACAAGGUCUUGUUAUCGGUGGUGUUACAUCAAUUGCACCAACAAUGCUUGUUGAAGCUGCUCCAGCUGGACUCACUGGAUUCUUUGGAAAUCUUAACCAAAUUGGCUGUGUCAUUGGUAUCAUUAUUAUGUACUUACAAGGAAAUUGGACAGUCAACCUCUCAAAGAAUGCCACAAAAUGGUGGUCUCUUGAAAUUACAUGUGCAGUUCUUAACUUUGCUGGUGCUGCACUCAUUUGGAUCUGCCCAGAAACAGGCGCUGUUCAGAAAUCUGAUGCUGAUAACAAGGAAGAGACAAAGAAGGAAUCUGUCUUCCAGAAACAGUAUCUUGGCAAGUUACUUGUUGGUAUUGCUAUGAUGUUCAUUCAGCAAUUCGCUGGUAUCAAUGCAAUUCUUACAAAUCUUGAUGAAAACUUCAAGGAAGUCGGUGCUCCAUUAGAUUCAGGUAUUGCUUCAACAAUUUCCGUCGCUGCUCAGUUCAUUGCUGUUUUCACAUCUGGUUUACUUGUCGAUUGGCUCGGCAGAAGACCACUUUUCUGCAUUUCAACAUGCGGCUGUGGCAUUAUGUUGAUUAUCUUUGCUCUUAACUAUAACUACGGAUGGGCAGAUUGGCUUUCAAUCGUUGUUAUCUUCAUUUACAUGUUCUUCUUCGGAGCAGCUCUUGGUCCAAUCCCAUGGUUCGUUGUUCCAGAACUCUUCCCAGAUUCAGUUAGAUCAAUGGGCGCUUCAAUGAUCUCAAUGGCCAACCAGUUAUUCUCAUUCAUUGUCAUUUUCAUCUUCCCAUGGCUCAAGGGUAAGACAGAUGAGAAUGGUAAGAGAACAUCAGGCAUUGGUCUCAUGUGGACUUCAAUCAUCUUCGCUAUUAUUGCUAUUCUUGGUGCUGUCUUCGGUUUCUUCUAUAUCACAGAACCAGAUGAAAAGAAGGAAGAAAAUCUUGAUUGGGAUGAGAAUAAGCAGCCAAAAGAUGACAGCGAAGAAAAAAUUGAAGCUUAA
Molecule: messenger RNA, 1317 nt
Organism: Trichomonas vaginalis G3
Lineage: Eukaryota; Parabasalia; Trichomonadida; Trichomonadidae
Product: major facilitator superfamily transporter
Exons: 1
Coding region: 1-1317 (438 amino acids)
Biological process (GO): transmembrane transport
Cellular component (GO): membrane
Molecular function (GO): transmembrane transporter activity
Source: RefSeq, a predicted model, not a curated record